This is a messenger RNA of Acaulospora morrowiae, 160 nucleotides long. Lineage: Eukaryota; Fungi; Glomeromycota; Glomeromycetes; Diversisporales; Acaulosporaceae. The record is from the annotation of a GenBank genome assembly.
AGGAGAACCUGAAGAAAAUGUGGAAGUCUGGCUGUACCAAACAAAGAAUAUUUUAUACACACAAGGAGUCAAAAAAGAUGAACAAAUGGUUCACUAUACCACCCUCUAUUGGUUUGUCAACAAAGUCAAGGAUUCUGUUACUGCCGCUUUUACUGGAUAG